This is a messenger RNA of Sphaerulina musiva SO2202, 1152 nucleotides long. RefSeq names its product snare-like protein. Gene Ontology annotation, biological process: endoplasmic reticulum to Golgi vesicle-mediated transport. Lineage: Eukaryota; Fungi; Ascomycota; Dothideomycetes; Mycosphaerellales; Mycosphaerellaceae. The transcript is spliced from 3 exons. Bases 106 to 699 code for a protein of 197 amino acids. The record is from RefSeq and is a predicted model, not a curated record. Gene Ontology annotation, cellular component: Golgi apparatus; membrane. Gene Ontology annotation, molecular function: SNAP receptor activity.
CCAGGCGGUCACACUAUACCACAACCCUCUCUCUCCCUCUCUUUUGCUCCCUUCUGCCUAGACAGCUAAGAACAACACAACCUACCCGUCUCCCAUAUCGCAGCCAUGAAGAUCCUCUACAUCGGAAUCCUCCGGAACGAAUCCAAACCCGCAGUCGAACUCGCCGCCGAACGUGACCUCACCUCCUUCUCGCGCUUCACCCGCUCCAACGUCGGCGAAUUCCUCACCGUCUUCGCCAAAACCGUUGCCGAACGCACCCAGCCUGGCCAGCGGCAAGACGUCGAGGAACAAUCCUACACCUUCCACUCGUACGCUCGUUCCGAAGGCUGCUGCGGCAUCAUCAUCUCCGACCAUGAAUACCCCAAGAUGGUGGCGCAUCAGCUGUUGAGUAAAGUCUUGGACGAAUUCCUCUCGAGAUACCCGCGGAGUGCCUGGGCAGAUAGUAAUGGGGAAGUGCCCUUUCCUGUGUUGGAGGAAUACAUUGUCAAGUAUCAGGAUCCGCAGGCUGCGGAUAGUAUUAUGAAGAUCCAAAAAGAACUCGACGAGACGAAAAUUGUGCUACACAAAACCAUCGAAUCUGUACUGGAGCGAGGCGAGAAAAUCGAUAGUCUGGUCGCCAAGUCCGACGGAUUAAGUGCGCAGAGUAAGAUGUUCUAUACGCAAGCGAAGAAGCAGAACAGCUGCUGUGUGGUCAUGUAAACCCCACAAAGGCCCAAGGCACGAUGGAUGAUGAGUUAGUUGGAGCAGGCUCCCCGAGGGAGAAAAACACCUGACCUGCCCCGCCUGGGAGUAGCACGAGACUCGUCGUUCGUACGUAAUAAGGUACGGUAUAGCAGGAAGAAGACUGGGUUGGCGUUCAUGGGAGUCCCCGAUACGAAAUAAUGAGAGAUUGUGUGUGCGAGAGAGAGCGAGCGAGCGAGCGACAUAGAAAGCGGUGGGAGUGAUGGGAGGGAGGAGGGAGAGUGGGAUGGGGAAAAGCAGCCCAAGCGACGACUCUCUCUUUUUUUCCACAUUGCCGACGAGAGAAAUCCAGACGUGUAAAUUGCAUGUCUGUCUAUAUUAUCUUACGGUACAUUACUGCAGCUAUGAUUGAGCGUCCACCCCUUACUUGCAAUAGAUACUGUAGAAACGCCUGAUCGAGGCGAAUGACGC